UUACUACCCCUCGACCUUGGUAGUUGGCUAACUAUCUCUCCCUCUGCCGAGCGACCCAACCCCCUCGCUCCCUGGAUCUUCUUCCUCCUCGGCCGAGCGCCGCCACCCAUCCCGCUGCCGAGCGCCCAUCGUCUUCCUCCUCGAGCGAGCGCCUCCACCGCAGAAAUCUACUGCUCAGUUUGGUGUACUGCAAUGGAGCUUGACAGUCUAAGGGAGGCCUUUGACCGAGUUGUUGAGAAACGUGCUUUAUCUUCUACCAAAGUUCAGGAAGCUAUUGAUCAGAUAGUGACUGAAAUUGAGCAGGCAAUUUCGAGGAUGCAGAUGAUGAAUACAGAUUACAUGGGCAGCUGUGACCAUUCAUCUAUCAUGGCAGAACUGAAAGCCAAGCUGAACGAAAUGGUGCCAUUGAACCAACUUGAAGGCUGUCAAAAGGAACUGAAUGCUGCCCUGAGCAAAUAUCUCAAGCUCCUUGAGAAGUCUUUUAAUCCAGAUAUAUCAAAGGCAUAUAGAAAUGUCGAUUUUGAGGCCUGCACAAUAAACAACAUAAUAGCGAAUCAUUUCUACCGCCAGGGCCUCUUUGAUCUUGGAGACUCAUUCGUCCAUGAGUGUGGUGAAUCAGAUGGGACUUACCUGAAAUUACCAUUUCAAGAGAUGUAUGGAAUACUUGAAGCGAUGCAAGCAAGAAACCUUGAGCCCGCGCUCAGUUGGGCUUCCAAGAAUCAUGAUCAGCUGAUGCAGAAUAGCUCAAUGCUUGAGUUGAAGCUUCAUCAGCUACAGUUUGUUGAGAUUCUAACUAAAGAAAGUAGAGAUGAGGCUUUCAAGUAUGCAAGGACUCACUUUGCGCCCUUUGUCUCCUUGUACCAGGCAGAGAUCCAGAGGCUAAUGGCUUGUCUUCUCUGGGCCGACCGGCUUGAUAAGUCCCCAUAUGCUGAGUUCAUGUCAUCGACGCAUUGGGACAAGCUAGCUGAGGAGCUAAUCCAUCAAUUCUGCAGCAUCUUGGGACAGUCUAGCGAUAGCCCACUUAAUGUAGCUAUAUCAGCUGGUUUUCAAGGACUACCGACCUUGUUGAAGCUAACCACAGUAAUGGCUGCCAAAAAGCAGGAGUGGCAAGCCAUGAAACAGCUUCCAGUGCCCAUAGACAUUGGACCAGAGUUCCAGUACCACUCCGUCUUUGUAUGCCCGGUGCUGAGGGAGCAGUCAAGCGAUGAGAACCCUCCAAUGCUGAUGCCCUGUGGACAUGCUGUAUCGAAGCAAUCGAUCAUGAAACUAUCGAAGAGCAGCUCCAGACCUUUCAAGUGCCCAUACUGCCCCUCAGAGGCGGUAGCUUCGCAGUGCAAGCAGCUUCGUUUCUAAAUGUUUCUUCUUUCUCAGAUCAAAUUUGUUUAUAAAAGUGUUUUUUUCAAGUUUCUGCUGCGCCCACCCAAUAACUUGCCUGUAAUAUAAUCCUGCAUGUUUAAUGAAUAUUGGAUGUUGUUAAUCUGUACAGUAGCACAUUUCAAUAUGUUACUGAACUAUAGAUACUACUGAACAUAAUAAUAAGUUUCAGUACUGGUGUCGUC
This is a messenger RNA of Brachypodium distachyon (stiff brome), 1559 nucleotides long. RefSeq names its product protein RMD5 homolog. Gene Ontology annotation, molecular function: ubiquitin protein ligase activity; protein binding. The coding region runs from base 193 to 1353 and encodes 386 amino acids. The record is from RefSeq and is a predicted model, not a curated record. Gene Ontology annotation, cellular component: nucleus; cytoplasm; GID complex. Gene Ontology annotation, biological process: proteasome-mediated ubiquitin-dependent protein catabolic process. The transcript is spliced from 2 exons. Lineage: Eukaryota; Viridiplantae; Streptophyta; Magnoliopsida; Poales; Poaceae.